Molecule: messenger RNA, 573 nt
Organism: Debaryomyces hansenii CBS767
Lineage: Eukaryota; Fungi; Ascomycota; Pichiomycetes; Serinales; Debaryomycetaceae
Product: peptidylprolyl isomerase
Exons: 2
Coding region: 1-573 (190 amino acids)
Biological process (GO): protein peptidyl-prolyl isomerization
Cellular component (GO): catalytic step 2 spliceosome
Molecular function (GO): peptidyl-prolyl cis-trans isomerase activity
Source: RefSeq, a predicted model, not a curated record
AUGUCAGUAACUUUUCAUACCAAGACUGGUCCGCUAAAAUUUGAAUUAAGAUUGUCGAGUAUUGCACAAUGCAAACAUGUGGAGAAUUUUUUAAGGCAUUGUGCAAAUGGAACAUACGAAGAUAACAGAAUAUUACGAUAUGUGCCAAAUUUCAUAAUACAGACAGGAGAUCCAUCACAAUCAGGGAAAGAAUCGGAACCUGCUGAUACUAAGAUCAACACGACAAAUGGAUAUAUAUCUAAGGAAUUCCAAUAUUCUAAUGCUCGUGGCUGGAAUCAAAUCAAGAGAGGCACAUUGUUAACUGUCAAUAAUGCUGGAAAUGAGGACGGUUUGGGGUCGCAGUUCUUCAUAUCUUUGUCAAAUGAGCAUCAAAAUAUAUUAGGAGAUAGUUCAAAAUAUACUGCAAUUGGUAUGGUCAUAGACGGUUAUGAGGCAAUCGAAACGCUAGAAAGCGACGAGAGCUUGAACAAUCAAGAUAAAACGAAGAAAAGCGGAAAGCCUCGUGGAAUAUGGAAGAAGGAGAGUUGGAUAAAGCAUGUCGAAAUACAUUUCAAUCCAUUUGUAGAGCAAUAA